This is a messenger RNA of Salvelinus fontinalis (brook trout), 1105 nucleotides long. RefSeq names its product zinc finger protein 239-like. The transcript has 2 exons. Gene Ontology annotation, cellular component: nucleus. The coding region runs from base 1 to 1038 and encodes 345 amino acids. NCBI's taxonomy places the organism in Eukaryota, Metazoa, Chordata, Actinopteri, Salmoniformes, Salmonidae. Gene Ontology annotation, molecular function: DNA-binding transcription factor activity, RNA polymerase II-specific; RNA polymerase II cis-regulatory region sequence-specific DNA binding. Gene Ontology annotation, biological process: regulation of transcription by RNA polymerase II; central nervous system development. The record is from RefSeq and is a predicted model, not a curated record.
AUGACUUCACCUCAAACAGCAAGAGACCAUGUUGAGACAUUCUCUAUAUCCGGAGAGCAACAGCAGGAAGAUCACAGAGAUAAGAGGUCUCACCACUGCCCACAUUGUGAGGAGAUUUUCCCAAUUCUAUCAAAACUAGAAAUACACCUAAAAAUACACACAGGAGAGAAUCUCUAUUCCUGCACUGACUGUGGGAAGAGUUUCACAACAUCACAGGCUCUGACAGUUCAUCUGCGAGUCCACACUGGAGAAAAACCUUACUCCUGCUCUGACUGUGGGGAGAGUUUCUCUCAACAGAGCAGCUUAAAAACACACCAACGUAUACACACAGGAGAGAAGCCUUACUCCUGCUCUGACUGUGGGAAAAGUUUCUCCGUAUCAAGCAACUUAAAAACACACCUAAAAAUACACACCGGGGAGAAGCCUUACUUCUGCUCUGACUGUGGGGCGAGUUUCUCUCAACAGAGCCACUUACAAACCCACCAACAUAUACAUACAGGAGAGAAGCAUUACUUCUGCUCUGACUGCGGAAAAUGCUUCACAACAUCAGCUGAGUUAAGAGUUCAUCAGAGAACACACACAGGAGAGAAGCCUUACUGCUGCUCUGACUGUGGGAAGAGUUUCUCUCAACAGGUUCACUUAAAAUGUCACCAGCGAAUACACACAGGAGAGAAGCCUUACUCCUGCCCUGACUGUGGAAAGAGUUUCACCCGAUUGGAUAUAUUAAAAUGUCACCAGCGAAUACAUACAGGAGAUAAGCCUUACUCCUGCUCUGACUGUGGGAAGAGUUUCUCCCAACAGGGCAACUUAAAAAUACACCAACGUAUACAUAAAGGAGAGAAGCCUUAUUCCUGUUCUGACUGUGGAAAAUGCUUCACAACAUCAACUGAGCUAAAAUCUCAUCAGAGAACACACACAGGAGAGAAGCCUUACUACUGCUCUGACUGUGGGAAGAGUUUCUCCCGAUUGGCUACCUUAAAAACACAUCAAUGUACACAUAAAGGAGAGAAUUCACAUCACUUCUCUCAGACCAGCUAAGAUUAAAGUCACUCCAUCAAUUAAUCCUCAUCUCAUAAAAGAAGUGGUAAGAGUGAAUUGGAUCUAU